Molecule: messenger RNA, 357 nt
Organism: Daldinia loculata
Lineage: Eukaryota; Fungi; Ascomycota; Sordariomycetes; Xylariales; Hypoxylaceae
Product: Rab5-interacting protein-domain-containing protein
Exons: 2
Coding region: 1-357 (118 amino acids)
Biological process (GO): protein folding in endoplasmic reticulum; autophagosome assembly
Cellular component (GO): endoplasmic reticulum; membrane; EMC complex
Source: RefSeq, a predicted model, not a curated record
AUGCCGACCGAACGAGAAUUCCAAAUCGCACCCCUUGUGCCCGAGUCCAUCAUAAACAACUCCAGGACUCUAUCCAACCUCCAGACCCUCACUGCAUCCAUCUUCGGCGCCGCAGCCGGCAUCCUCGGCCUCGAAUCCUACAACGGCUUCCUAUUCUACUUCAUCUUCACUAUCCUCACCACCGUCCUCUUCUACACGAUCCGCGUCGCACCUACGUCGCUGAAGGCAGGCCAUGGUCUCUUCGACACGAGCAGAUAUUUCCGUACUCAGUUUGAAUUCUGGACGGGCGGUCUCUUUAGCGGGCUUGCGGGAUACAUAUUGACGUGGACGCUGUUUUACGGUCUGGUGAGAGCAUAG